Molecule: messenger RNA, 5091 nt
Organism: Drosophila busckii
Lineage: Eukaryota; Metazoa; Arthropoda; Insecta; Diptera; Drosophilidae
Biological process (GO): regulation of transcription by RNA polymerase II
Cellular component (GO): nucleus
Molecular function (GO): zinc ion binding; DNA-binding transcription factor activity, RNA polymerase II-specific; RNA polymerase II cis-regulatory region sequence-specific DNA binding
Source: RefSeq, a predicted model, not a curated record
AUGGCGCUGUCGAAGCGGCCGCUGAGCAAGGAGACGCCCUUGAUAGACAGCAGCAGCAACAAUAGCAACAGCAAUGGUUGCAAUGAGCAAGAGACAGCAAUCAAAAGACGCAAACGUUGCAGUCGCGAUGAUGAGCUAAGCAACAACAACAACAAUAAUAAUAACAACAACAAUAAUAAUAAUAACAAUAGCAUAACAAAUAACAAUGCGCUGCCACAAAAGAAACGUCAAUUGUCACUGGGCGUGGCCAAGACGAGCGACAGUCCGCCAGCAGCAGCAGCAGCAGCCAGCAAAGCGACAGCAACAGUUGCUGCAGCUGUUGGCGAUGGCAACGAUCAGGACGAUGAAACUUUGAUACGCGAAACGCAAGCGGCACUUAAAUCUCUAUCGGGCAGCUGGCCCGAUGCGCGCACCAAUCUGUAUCGCUUGCAGGAGCAGGAGGAUGAGAAUCCGCCGGCGUUUCAGAAUCUCUUUGAGGAUAAGCAAAAACAAAAGGAGAACGAUCAGGCGCGUCUGAAUGCAGUGGGACAUCAUCCGCAUCCGCAUCCGCAUCCGCAUCCCCAUCCGCAUCCACAUCCCCAUCUGCUGCAUCAGCAGAUGACGUCGCAUAGCAAAAAGGAUGCAACGCUAGUGGAUGCUGCUGCUGCCGCCGCUGCAGCCUACAAUGCAGCUGAGGCCUACUAUGGCUAUCAAGCAGCAGCAGCAGCUGCGAGUCAACAGCAGCAACAGCAGCAGCAGCUUGGCAGCUUUGACAUGGGCGCCACGCCCACUGUGGGCGACAAGUGCAGCAGCAAGCUAAUUGAUGCCAAGCAAUAUACAAUACUUCAGCCAGCAGGCAUUGGCAGUCGAGCUGCCUCAGUGAUGCAGGAUAUAGCGCGCGAAGGUGUUGUCGGCGUGCCGCUGGUAGCAACACCGCCCACAACAGCAGCAGCAGCAACCACACCCACUCCUGCAGCAGCAGCAACAAUUGCUGCCACGCCUACGCCCAGCUACUCGCCGGGCAGUCAACAUCGCGUGCUGGCACUGCAUGAACAGAUAUUGAAAUGCCCCACGCCUGGCUGCAACGGACGUGGCCACGUGCAACCGCAUCGCAGUGUCCAUCGCAGUCUCUCGGGCUGUCCGCGUGCCGUACGCCGUGCGGCGAAUCGUCGGCCAAUAGUGCGCCAAGAGGCGAGCUGCGCCACGGAACUGGAUAAACAUGAAAAGGAGCUGAAUGCGCUGGACAAGCUCAAGCUUAGCACAACGCACUUUUUAAAUAACAACAACAACAGCUGCAUCAACAACAACAAUAACAGUAAUAACAACAACAACAACAACAACAGUAAUAAUAAUAAAACCAUGCCCAUUAUUAAAACGGAAUACAGUCCCGUGGCUAGCAUCAAAAGUGAAUAUAACAAAAGCCCCAUGCACUCUUAUCUAAGCAAUGAUGCUGCCGGCAAUGCCAGCGCCAGCAACAACAGCAGCAACAACAACAAUAAUAAUACGAGCAACAACAACAACAACAAUAGCAACAGCAGUCCAAUUGUAGUUGCCACAGAGCCGCACUUGAGUCGCUUUGUUGGCUUGCAAAGUCCACAGCCACAUGCGCAGCAACACCAACAGCAGCAGCAGCAACAUCAACAGCAGCAACAACAUCAGCAGCAGCAGCAGCAGCAUCAGCAGCAACAUACGCUGCAUCAGCAACGUGGUCCGUUUAUCGAAGGCAACAGCCAAUUGCCCACUGCGGAUGCAGCCAAUGAAGCAGCCAGCUAUCAUGCAGCCCAAGAGCAGCAGCAACAACAACAACAACAGCAGCAGCAGCAGCAGCAGCAGCAACAUCAACAGCAGCAGGCAGAUGAGCGUCAGCAGCAAUACGAGCAAAUGCGUUAUGCUCACAGUUUAGCAGCCAGCGAUGCUGCUGCUCAAUUGUUGGCCAGCGCUGCCAGCAGCAACAGCGAAUUGUCGCCAGCACAGCGCAGCGCCUAUGAGCACGCCCAUGCACAGCAGCCACACCCACAUCCACACCCAUACGCCGUUGGCGCCAGUGUUUGCUGUGUAGGUCUCACGAUGCAAUUGGCGGCGGCGGCGGUCGGCGGCGGCGGCGGCAGCAGCAGCAGCUUCGAGCGCUACGAUCCCAACUGCUGCAGCAGCAAUGUGCCACAGCGACAGCCAAGCGCGCCGGCCAACAUGUAUCACUACUUGCCACAGAGCGCCGAUGACUUGCAGGUGCAGCAGCAGAAAUAUCUGCAGGAGCAGCAGCUGCUAAUGGCCAAGGCCGAGCACGACGAGCUGGCGAAUGGCGCUGGUCCAAUUUAUCCGCGCCCCAUGUAUCAUUAUGAUCCAACCAUGGGUCCAUUGCCGCCGGGCUUCUCUGCCAUAAAUCUAUCCGUCAAAAUGGCUGCAGCGCAGGCAGCCGCUGCAGCAGCCGCCUAUCAAAAUCAACAGCAGCAGCAACAGCAGCAGCAGCAACAACAACAACAGCAGCAGCAACAUCAUCAGCAACAGCAACAGCAGCAGCAGCAACAACAACAGCCGCUGACAAAGCAAAGCAUUUCGCCUACACCAAAUGUGGGCGUGCCGCCGCCUGCUGUGGAUCUGUCGGGUGGCGCCACCGCUGUGACCACAGCGGCCAGUCCGCAUGGUUUCAAUUCGCCUGCAUCGCAUCAGCAAUACAAUCAGCGCAUGGGCAAUGGCAGUCCACAGCCGGGCGCCAGUCCAAACAUUGCCAGUCCGCAAGUGCCGAGUCCGCAGGGCCAGACGCUGGACUUGAGCGUGACGCGUUUGCCGCACAGCAUCAUCACGAGCCCACAGUACGGUGCAGACGGUGGUUUAGUGGUGGGUCACGGCCAGGGCUUUGGCAGCGGUGCGCCUGGAACGCUCGGACCUAACGGACCGCCACGCUCGCCGCAAAUGGAGCCCGUGGACUUUAGCGGGCCACCACGUCCGCUGGGCUUCGGUCUAGUGGGUCACAUCAGCGGUCCACGGCCAUACAGUCGCGAGUCUACGCCGGACAGCGGCGGCUCUCACUACAUCGAAACCUACAGAGAUCCCAGCGGCUACUCACCGCAUCCGGGCUAUGGCAUGGUGGUGCAGUCUGAUUAUCCGCCAGCUGGUUAUCAUGGCUACGGACCCGCUGCCUAUCAAUGCAGCAAUCCGUAUGCAACAGCCGUCGGUCCCGGCGGCUAUCCGACGCCCGUCUCCGGCGGCUACUCGCCCAGUCCUGCCACCUGCUACUCCAUGCCACCGCCGCAGCAUAUACCGCAGCAUGACAAGUCCAAAGAUGGCUUGACGGGCUGUUCACGCUCGGAUCGCAAUCAUCUGCAGUCGCAUUCGCAGGAGCUAAAGUGCCCCACGCCUGGCUGCGAUGGCUCCGGCCAUGUGACCGGCAACUACUCGUCGCAUCGCAGUCUCUCCGGCUGUCCGCGCGCCAAUAAGCCCAAGAGCAAGCCACGCGAUGGUCAGGACUCGGAGCCGCUGCGCUGUCCCAUACCCGGCUGCGAUGGCUCUGGCCACUCCACCGGCAAGUUCCUUUCCCACAGAAGUGCAUCGGGCUGUCCCAUUGCCAAUCGCAAUAAGAUGCGUGUGCUCGAAGCCGGCGGCACAGUGGAGCAACAUAAGGCGGCCGUUGCCGCUGCCACAGCCAUGAAAUUCGAUGCCUGCACCACAGUUGGCGGUCAGAGCAUUAAGAAGCCCAAAUUCGAUGAGGUUACAAUGGUUUAUCCCAAGGGCUAUACAGGCGCCGGUGGCUUGGACAUUGUCAUGAGCGGAGUGGGCGUUGGUGUGGGCGUGGGCGUGGGCGUACCUUUGCCGCCUGGCAUGAACAACAGCAACAGCAGCAGCGUUGCCAGCGAUAAAUCAGCUAGCGGUAAUGUCAAUGUUACCGUCACUGGCAGCAAUGCCGCUGGCAGCGAUGAUCUCAAUACCCUCGAAGCGGAAAUAUCGGAACUACAGCGAGAGAACGCACGCGUCGAAUCUCAAAUGAUGCGUCUCAAAUCGGAUAUCAAUGCAAUGGAAUCACAACUGAGCACCAGCGAUCGGGAAGCUUCUCCACUAAGCGCACAUCAUCAACAGCAGCAGCAGCAGCAACAGCAACAACAGCAGCAGCAGCAACAUCGCCUGGCUUCGCCUAGCGGACAAUCACCUUUCGCCAGCGUCAGCUCCACCACCAGCACCGCUGCUGUCGUCGUCAGCAACAACAACAACAACAACAACAGCGGCAGCAGCGCUGAGCUUACGCCACAUGUUAGCGCUGACGUCGGCGCUGCGCCCGCCAAUGCCAAUCUGAACAAUUACUAUGAGAGCUUGCGCAAUAAUGUCAUCACAUUGCUGGAGCAUGUGCGUCUGCCGCCGCCACCACCGCCGCCGCCGUCAGCGACCGCCACAAGCGUUGGCCUGCAGUCCGCCAUGGACAAUAACUGCAUCGUCGGUGGCGGCGGCGGCGGCGGCGGCGGCGUCGAGCAUGCAGCAGCAGCUGCUUACUCCACGCUAUUGCCGCCACCACCGCCGCCGCCGUCAGCGACAGCAGCCGUCGUUGGCAGCAACGCUGCGCCCAUGUAUGGUCAUCAGGGCGGUGGUGGUCCAGGACCUGCCGGCAAUGGGGGUGGUGCCCCACCGCCGCCGCCGCCGCAUCAUCAUGCGUAUACGGUGCAUCAUCCGGGCGGCUAUCCGCACAGUCAUCCGCAUGCACAUCCACACGAGCACUUUGACUCGUAUAUAUCGAAGCUGCAGUCGUUGUGUGUGCCACCGGAUGUGUAUGCUCUGCCCGAGGAUGCAGGACGACCUGUCUACAACUCGGUGAAGCCGAGCAUGCAUCAGGAAUAUGGCAAGCUAAUGCCGACGCCUAUUUAAGCGGCGCGUCUAUGUAUAUAGAGAGAGCUGUAGCGUGAUUGAAUCAUUCGAGUCAUAUGAAUCAUAUGAAUCAUUUGAGUCAUAUGAAUCAUCUGGCAUUCAUUAUUGGCAACAUAUUAUGCAGCGCUUAGGCAUAACUCGCAAGCAGCGAAUCAUAUGAUUCGAAUCAUUGCAUUCAAAUGUAUACACUAACGCAUUGUAUAUGUAAAUGUCUGUCUUCGUAAGUAUACACACUGGAUUCAUUAUAGUUUCUAGUUUCGAUUG